UUUAGCAUCGUCUUUGGCAUUGUGUCCAACAUUGACCUCAACACUCUCGACGCAUUGGCCCGCUCGAGCCGUGUAAUCCACGAUGGCUUGAUCCAAUACCGAGAGAGCCUUAAGUGCGCGACGCUGCGCUGCUCCAACAAUGAUCUGCCGGUCGAUCCAGAACAGACACUGCGAUACCGCGCGAGAGCGGGUUCCUGGAAUUAUGGCAUGGAAGAUGGUCGCAACUCCAACGCGAAGGCAGGCCCCUGCGCUCGCGACCUGGUGACCGAGUGUAGGCGAUGCGCCGACAUCAUUUGCAGGAAUUGUGUUAUCAAGCCCCCUGUUAAUCUUUCGACUGCCCUGCGCGAGCGGCACCGUCGGCUGUGUGUCACUUGCGUCAAGGCUCCCAUUGCGGCGCUCGCAUCGCCGGCAUUGGAUAUAUCUCUGCCUCUCAGCUCCGAGGCUGUACAACGCGCAGUGUGUCAGUGCGACACCGAGGGCGUCUGGCUAUGUCAGCCUUGUGGCAAUGGCAUCGGCAGUGCAGACCACGACUAUAAAGGCAUCUGGCGUUGGCGCACCAAGUACGGUGGCUUCACUGGUAUCGGAGAUGGCGACCGAGGCGUAAUCUGCGGCCGCGAAGAAGCCUGUCUCGCCGCUCGCGAAAAGGAGCAGGAGAUUGACUGCGAUGCCGAGGAUGCCCGGGGUUGCACCCUAGCUCCCCCGGGCCCACAGCAUACCGGCACCCCCCCUGGCAACGGUUCCGGAUUCCCGUUUCCCACCAACGGCACCAUCGAGUCCAUUGUUGAGGAGAUGCGUCAGCAGCGGACGCCGUCGCCGCAGUUGGGACCGGGCUACGAUAGACACGAAAUCGAGGGGAUUGGCGGUAUCGUCAAGCGCAAGCUAGUCCGCAUGGUGCGCGUGGGGGCCUGCGUGCCCGAAUGGGAAGACGAAAAGGGCAGCAGCAGUAAGAUCCUGUCCCGCGAAGUGAACGGCACGGUACGAAGCUGGUGCGGCUGGUGCUGGAGAGUCAUUCCCGGAGACAAAGAC
Molecule: messenger RNA, 1026 nt
Organism: Trichoderma virens Gv29-8
Lineage: Eukaryota; Fungi; Ascomycota; Sordariomycetes; Hypocreales; Hypocreaceae
Exons: 4
Source: RefSeq, a predicted model, not a curated record